Messenger RNA from Patiria miniata (bat star), 814 nucleotides. RefSeq names its product anionic trypsin-like. Gene Ontology annotation, molecular function: serine-type endopeptidase activity. Gene Ontology annotation, biological process: proteolysis. NCBI's taxonomy places the organism in Eukaryota, Metazoa, Echinodermata, Asteroidea, Valvatida, Asterinidae. The transcript is spliced from 5 exons. Bases 1 to 696 code for a protein of 231 amino acids. The record is from RefSeq and is a predicted model, not a curated record.
AUGAAUCGUCUCUUGCUAGUUUUCUUUGCCGUUGCAAUUACAGCUGUGCCGGUCUCCGGCAGCCGCCUCGCUCCAAGAAUCGUCGGAGGCACCAAGGUGACCGAAGGCACCCGCCCCUCCUACAUAGUAUACGUUGGUCUCGGCUAUUCUGACCUGCGAGACGUUGACGGCACCCAAGUCAUCAAAUCCAAACGGGUCAUUAAUCAUCCAGACUUUGACUUCUUCACCAACUGGAAUGACAUCGCCUUGAUUGAGCUGCCUGAGGAGGUCGAACUGACUGACAAGAUACAGACCAUCCCUAUCAACCGUUACGAUGUGGCACCGGGAACCAAACUCAUGAUCAGCGGAUGGGGAGCCAUCAGUUCGAAUCCAGAGGUAUACCCCUACCGUAUGAGACAGGCCAUUGUGGAUGCCUUCGACAGAGAAACGUGCAAGAACAUCUACCUUGGUAUUUUAAAAGAUAUUACCGAAGACAUGAUCUGCGCACAAGCGGAGGAAGGAGGCAAAGAUAAGUGUCUUGCCGACAGUGGCGGUCCAAUCGUCAGCCAUUUUGACCAGGCCGGUGGCGAGGUCCUGCAGGGUCUCAUCAGUUGGGGCCAUGGCUGCGACUCGGAAUACCCUAGCGUGUACACACGCGUGGGCAGCUACUGCGACUGGUUCGCCCAGGUGACCAAGGGUGACGUCACCUGCCAGUAGAGCGCCCUCUUGCGGCUAUUGAACAUUCCCGUAGAUUCAAAGAAAGCUACCGUUGGUUGCUAUUUUCAGUAUUAUUGAAAAAAAACAAACAAUUCUUAUUUGAAUUGAUGACUCUGAA